Molecule: messenger RNA, 1092 nt
Organism: Fonsecaea multimorphosa CBS 102226
Lineage: Eukaryota; Fungi; Ascomycota; Eurotiomycetes; Chaetothyriales; Herpotrichiellaceae
Exons: 1
Coding region: 1-1092 (363 amino acids)
Molecular function (GO): oxidoreductase activity, acting on the CH-OH group of donors, NAD or NADP as acceptor
Source: RefSeq, a predicted model, not a curated record
AUGGCAGAUCAUGGUCUGGUUUUGGUGACAGGCGGGUCCGGUUUCCUGGCAGCCCACUGUAUCCUCGCCUGCCUUGAGCGUGGCUACCGUGUCCGAACCACCGUCCGAUCGUCCAAGCGAAUAGAAGAUGUGCGAAGCAUGCUCAAGGCGAGCAGCAGCAGCAGCAGCAGCAGUGGCAACGAAUCAACACUCAACCUCGACGACAGGCUCACCUUCUCCGUGGCAGACCUGACCAAGGACGACGGGUGGGCAGAAGCUGUUGAAGGGUGCUCUUACGUCUUGCACGUCGCCUCCCCCUUUCCUGCCGGCGCCCCCAAGCAUGAGGACGACCUGAUCGUGCCCGCCCGCGAAGGCACGCUGCGAGUCCUGCGUGCCGCGCGAGAUGCCCGGAGCGUCAAGCGUGUCGUCGUCACCUCGUCCUUUGCGGCUAUCGGCUACGGCCACACCGACAAGGACCACCCGCCCAAUGUGCCCUACACCGAGGACGUGUGGACGAACGUCAACGGACCCGGGAUGGGCGCGUACCAGAAGAGCAAGACGCUGGCGGAGCGCGCGGCCUGGGACUUUGUCAAGGGCCCCGAGGGUGGCGGACUAGAGCUCGCCGUGGUCAACCCCGUGGGCAUCUUCGGGCCCGUCAUGGGCAGCGACUUCGCGACUUCGAUCCUGGUGGUGCAGCGCCUGCUCAACGGCUCCUUACCGGGCUGUCCCCAGGUGCAGUUCAGCAUCGUCGACGUGCGCGACGUCGCCGACCUGCACCUCCGCGCCAUGACCCACCCAAAGGCCAAGGGCGAGCGCUUCCUCGCCGUCUCCCCGCCGGGAAUGACCAUCCAGCAGAUCUCGCUGGCCCUGCGCGAGAGGAUGGGCACCGCGGCCAAGCUCGCGCCCACCCGACAACUGCCCAACUUUCUCCUGAGGCUGGUCGCCCUCUUCGACCCCAGUGUCGCUCUGGUCGUCCCGGAGCUCGGCAAGACUAAAGUCCUCUCCAACGACAAGGCAAAGACCCUGUUGGGUUGGCAGCCUCGGCCGCCCGUCGAUGCCCUCGUGGCUACUGCAGAGAGUCUGAUCAAGUUUGGCAUUCUCAAAGCAACAUAA